Chanos chanos (milkfish) is the source of this 975-nucleotide messenger RNA. Its product is annotated as gastrula zinc finger protein XlCGF8.2DB. The transcript has a single exon. Lineage: Eukaryota; Metazoa; Chordata; Actinopteri; Gonorynchiformes; Chanidae. The coding region runs from base 1 to 975 and encodes 324 amino acids. The record is from RefSeq and is a predicted model, not a curated record. Gene Ontology annotation, molecular function: RNA polymerase II cis-regulatory region sequence-specific DNA binding; DNA-binding transcription factor activity, RNA polymerase II-specific. Gene Ontology annotation, biological process: regulation of transcription by RNA polymerase II.
AUGGGGGGCUUUGAGGAAGAAUUAGACAAUUUUUCUUCAUACCCCAGCCCAGCAAGCAAAUCUGAGGAAGCAGCCAAAGCAGCUGCUACAGAGAGGAAUGAUUAUGGUGCCUCAGAGAACAGUAAAACCUGCAGCGACUCAGUGGUAUCCAGACUGAGAUCACACUUGAGGACCAAUACAAAAUCCGAUACAAAUUCUACCCAAGCAAAGGAGAUCAGUGAAUGCCAGGCAGUUAAAGACAAUGUCAGUGAACAUCAGCAGACAGCCCAGAGUGACAUGAAGCAAAAAGAGGGACGUGUGCUUACCAGUCAGGUCUGGAUGCCAACAGAUUCACUUAGUGCCUCACCUCAGGCUUUCUCCACUGGAUCUCCUGAAGAUGUAGCACGGAAAAAGAACCAGUGCAGUAAGUGUGGCAGAGUCCUUAGCAAUGCCUCUGCUUUGGAGAACCACUGGAGACUCCACACCGGUGAGAGACCAUACGUGUGCAACCAGUGUGGGAAGGCUUUUCCCAGUGUCCGAGGUCUUAACCGGCAUGUGAAAGUCCAUGCGGAGGAGAAAAGGUACCAGUGUGAGGAGUGUGGGAAAAGCUUUGUCUACCACUUCACUCUGACUAAACACCAACUCAUCCAUUCUGGAGAGAAGCCAUUCGCUUGUAAGGUCUGCGGUAAGAGGUUUCUGGCCAAGGCAGAUCGGACAACCCACAUGCGCAUGCAUACCGGGGAGAAGCCAUUCAGCUGCAGUCAGUGUGGAAAGAGUUUCAAACACAGAGUUGCACUGAACAUGCACAUGCAAGGCCACAGAGGGGAGAAAAGAUACAAUUGCCCGCAUUGUGGUAAGGGUUUCGUGGACGUAGGCAACUUCAAAAGACACAAACGCAUCCACACUGGAGAGAAACCAUACGAGUGCAAGGAGUGUGGUAAACGAUUCACCCAGUCUGCUCACCUCAAGAAACAUGUAAAAACACAACACAUCUAG